Lycium barbarum (goji berry) is the source of this 337-nucleotide messenger RNA. Its product is annotated as small ribosomal subunit protein uS8z/uS8w-like. Lineage: Eukaryota; Viridiplantae; Streptophyta; Magnoliopsida; Solanales; Solanaceae. The coding region runs from base 11 to 322 and encodes 103 amino acids. The transcript has 2 exons. Gene Ontology annotation, molecular function: structural constituent of ribosome. Gene Ontology annotation, biological process: translation. Gene Ontology annotation, cellular component: cytosolic small ribosomal subunit; ribosome. The record is from RefSeq and is a predicted model, not a curated record.
AUAAGGAGAAAUGGUUAGAGUUAGCGUGCUGAAUGAUGCUCUCAAGAGCAUGUACAACGCUGAAAAGAGGGGAAAGCGUCAGGUCAUGAUUAGACCUUCCUCAAAAGUCAUCAUCAAGUUCCUCAUUGUCAUGCAGAAGCAUGGUUACAUUGGAGAAUUCGAGUACGUUGACGAUCAUAGGUCAGGAAAGAUUGUUGUUGAACUGAAUGGAAGGUUAAACAAGUGUGGUGUUAUUAGUCCUCGCUUUGAGGUUGGAGUUAAGGAGAUUGAAGGAUGGAUUGCUAGAUUGCUCCCUUCCCGACAUGUUUCAAUUUGUUUUUGAUCAAUUUAUGGAACU